Messenger RNA from Nelumbo nucifera (sacred lotus), 1045 nucleotides. Its product is annotated as chlorophyllase-1-like. Gene Ontology annotation, molecular function: chlorophyllase activity. The record is from RefSeq and is a predicted model, not a curated record. NCBI's taxonomy places the organism in Eukaryota, Viridiplantae, Streptophyta, Magnoliopsida, Proteales, Nelumbonaceae. Gene Ontology annotation, biological process: chlorophyll catabolic process.
AGAGAGAGAGAUGGCACUUUUGGAGGUAAAUCUUCCUACUGCUGCUGCUACUACUACAGGGGUAUUCGAAACAGGAAAAUUCAGUGUAGGAGUAAAAGAUACUGUUUGCUCUCCAAAGCCAUUAAGAAUCGUCUCACCAACAGAAAGCGGCAAGUACCCGGUUCUCCUCUUUCUUCAUGGCACUGCAUUGUCCAAUGUCUUCUACACCCAGCUCCUAACACACAUAGCUUCCCAUGGCUUUAUAUGCGUGGCCCCACAGUUACCAUUUGGUGAGGAGAUUUGUUGUGCAGCUCUGGUGACAAACUGGUUCUCUGAAGGCCUAAAAUCUGUGAUCCCGGGGGAAGCCCAGCCAAACCUUCAAAAGCUUGCCUUAGUCGGCCAUAGUAGAGGUGGCAAAGCCGCUUUUGCGCUUGCACUUGGCCUCGCUCCUACCUCACUUGCAUUCUCUGUAUUAAUAGGACUAGACCCAGUUGCAGGAAAAUGUAAAGGGUGCGAAUGUCCACCAAAAAUCUUAACUUACCAACCUCGCUCAUUCAAUCUCGGGAUCCCAGUUAUGGUGAUAGGAACUGGACUGGGAGAGAAAAGGAAGAUUAAACUGUUUUGUCCUUGUGCCCCACCUCAAGUGAGCCAUCAAGAGUUCUACGACGAAAGCAAGCACCCUCGUUACCACAUGGUUACAGCGGACUACGGGCAUAUGGACAUGUUAGAUGACAAUUGCAAAGGUAUUCUAGGCACAUUAUCAAGUAGUCUGUGUAAAAGUGGAGAUGGUGACAAGGACCUCAUGAGGAGAUGCGUUGGGGGGAUUAUUGUGGCGUUUAUGAGAGAGUAUUUGGAAGUCUCCACUGGGGAUCUCAAAGGUAUACUUGAUGCACCUGAAAUUGCACCAGUGAAGCUCGAUCCAGUUGAGUAUGAUGAAGCAUAAGAAUUAAUAAUUAAGCAUGGUCAUGUCAGUCUAACCCAAGAUUGGUAUACUGUCCAUGUUGGGAUAUUUAUAUAUGUACUUUCCAUUUGCAUUAAUUAAUUACAAUAAGCAUGUAUGUUGAUA